Molecule: messenger RNA, 1785 nt
Organism: Recurvomyces mirabilis
Lineage: Eukaryota; Fungi; Ascomycota; Dothideomycetes; Mycosphaerellales; Teratosphaeriaceae
Gene: ABD1
Product: mRNA cap guanine-N7 methyltransferase
Exons: 1
Coding region: 1-1785 (594 amino acids)
Biological process (GO): 7-methylguanosine mRNA capping
Cellular component (GO): nucleus
Molecular function (GO): mRNA 5'-cap (guanine-N7-)-methyltransferase activity
Source: RefSeq, a predicted model, not a curated record
AUGAGGGCCAACGAAGAAGGCAACAACACACCGUCCAAUGUCACGGCAGCACGGCCGAUUCAGAAACGCAAACGAGAGAGUGGCGGAUCACGCGUAGUGUCGAAUAAAUCGGCUCGGACCAGCACACCCAACGCCUACGCUCGCCGAUCACCGCCACCAGCAAGACGUACUGAUAAAGACGAGGAUGACAAACGCCGAAGCAAAGCCCGCGAACCCUCCCACUCUCGCUCACGAUCACCAUCACCCGUCCGCCAGCUUAAACGACCAGGAGGUGGUGCCCGCAUAUCCCGCGAUCAAGCCGAGGCUGCUCGGCGGCAACGAGAGGAAGCCGAGAGGAGCAACCUCGCCUCGCGGACGGCAACGGGAGCAGAGCUGGUGGCAGAACAUUACAAUGCUGUGCCCGAGCGAGGCCGAGAAUGGCGGAAGACGGACUCACAGAUCAAGGGUCUACGAAGCCUCAACAACUGGAUCAAGAGCACACUCAUCCAAAAGUUCUCGCGCCCCGACAUACCACCUCAGGACGGACUAAAGGUGCUAGACAUGGCGUGCGGGAAGGGAGGGGAUCUGGGGAAGUGGGAGAAGGCGCCGACCGUGCCUGCCUUAUACGUGGGGUGUGACAUAGCAGAAGUCAGUAUUGAGCAAGCACGAGGCAGAUACAGCGAGAAUAUGCGCAAGGGUGGAGGACGAGGGGCCAGAGGCGGUGGUCGAGGCGGCUAUGGACGGCCUCCACCCAUGGACGCGCAUUUCUUCGUGCAAGACACUUUCGGCCAACCCCUCUCUAACAUACCCAUCGUGCGCCAAGUCGGCUUCAAUCCGAAUGCUGGACCCGGACCUAGCAUUAUUCAAGGCGGCAUGAUGAGUGGUGGGUUUGAUGUAGUGAGCAUGAUGUUCGCUCUCCAUUACUCUUUCGAGAGCGAGACACUGGCACGUGGUAUGCUGAAGAAUGUGGCCGGGGCGUUGAAGAAGGGCGGGAGAUUUAUUGGUGUCAUGCCUGACAGCGAUGUGAUUUCAGCAACCGUCAAGAGGCUAUUGCAAGCAGAAGGGUUGGGUGCAACACCAGGAAACAAAUCUGGAUCGCAGAGUGUGAAUCAUGGGAACGGUGACGCAAAUGGUGCGCAGGAGGCCGACCAGGAAGAUGAUUGGGACCCCGAGAAGCCUGCGGAUGGGAAUGGCGAGGCGGGGGACGAAGAUUGGGACCCGGAGAAGCCUUCAGACGCUGUUACAGAGCCGGUAUCGAACGGUCAGACCACGACUACAGAUGGCGCUGGAGACGAGGAGUGGGAUCCGGAGAAACCUGCAGAGCCUACUCCCACGAUAAACGCGCACACCAAUGGCGACAAGAGCACGAAUGGAUCUCAUGAGCAGCCCAAUUCCAUCCCAAUCCACGAAGGCUCAAUAGAAUGGGGCAACAGCAUUUACGCCGUCCGCUUCCCGCGCCAUCAACCCCUCACCUCCCGCCCCCUCCCGAAAGAUGGCAUAUUCCGCCCCCCCUACGGCUGGAAAUACCACUACAGUCUCGAAGAAGCCGUCAACGCACCAGAGUUUGUGGUACCGUGGGAAGGCUUCCGUGCUUUAGCCGAGGACUACGGACUCGAACUCCUGUACCGCAAAGGCUUUAGGGAGGUCUUUGAGGAUGAGAGCGAGGAUCGGGAACUAGGGCAGUUGGCGGAGAGGAUGGGGGUGAUGUCUAGGGAUCGGAGCGAGGGGAGGGGUGGAUUGUUGGUCAGGGAGGAGGAGAUGGAGGCUGCUGCUUUCUAUCAUGCUUUUUGCUUUUACAAGACGUGA